Molecule: messenger RNA, 1691 nt
Organism: Oppia nitens
Lineage: Eukaryota; Metazoa; Arthropoda; Arachnida; Sarcoptiformes; Oppiidae
Product: carboxypeptidase N subunit 2-like
Exons: 4
Coding region: 129-1520 (463 amino acids)
Cellular component (GO): extracellular matrix
Molecular function (GO): protein binding
Source: RefSeq, a predicted model, not a curated record
AUUGCAAUCAAAUAUUUAUCGCAAAUCUCAUAACAACCAUACAUUUCAUUGGGCACUUGAAACUACUACAGCAACGGAAACUCAUAAAAUUAAAGAUAUUUGUGCGAAAUCGACGUAUAAGAGGAACAAUGAGAUUCCGUUUCAUUAAUAUUGUUGUUUUCAUAUGUUUGGCCACAAGUGGACUACCGUUGACCAGAGCCGCCGACAAAUCAGCAGACGAUGACGGUUCGUGUGAGACAAAAGUGGAAAAUUGUCGCUGUUUUAUGGCCGGUAAAAAUCGACCCGAACUGGAGUGUACCCGUGAAAAGCUAAAGCACAUACCGUCGGCUUCCUUAUGGCCGGAAAAUAUUUUCGCAUUAGAUGUCAGUAUGAAUGUCAUCAAAAACAUCGAUGUCGUCGACUCGAACGACGCCCUCGAAUACCUGGACCUGGCGUCCAAUCAGAUCGAGUCGAUAUCGCCGCACGCUUUCGACGGACUGACCAAACUGCGCGGCCUAGACCUCAGUCACAACGAAUUGGUCGCCAUUCCCAGCGAACUGUUCAACAAUCAACUGUUGACACUCAAUCUUAGCUACAAUAAGAUCGAAAUAUUGCCGAAAGAUAUGCUGAAAAAGACGACUUACCUCCAGGAGCUGCGUAUAGCGCACAAUCCGUUACGAAUGCUUGAACCGGAUUUGUUCCAGUAUUCCGGUCAACUCAAGUCACUGGACUUGUCGGCCAUUGACUUGUUUGCCAUCAAAGAGGAUAUCUUUCACUAUUUGUUUGAAAUGUCUGAACUGGACUUAUCCGACAACGACUUUAUGGUCGUACCGACGACACCAUUGAGAAGUGCACGCAAUUUGCAAAUAUUAAAACUAAACGGAAAUCCUAUUUCAAUACUGGAUGAACAUUCGUUUAUUAAGAUGUCUGGUCUACAGGAACUGUAUUUGGAUGACAUGAAAGAGUUGAUCGAAAUCAAAGAGAAGACAUUCUCCUAUCUGUAUAAUCUGAGAAAGAUAUCCAUCAGUAAUAACCCGCACCUGUCCUAUAUAGACAACCACGCAUUUUAUGGUAUAUUCAAUAGGAGUUGGAUGGCCAUACAGGAGGCCAACUUAAGAGCCAACCGAUUGUCAUAUCUCGCUGACACUACAUUACCAUUUUGCAAUCUAACCAGUCUUGACCUGAGAGAGAAUCCCUGGGCUUGCGAUUGUCAUAUACUUUGGGCCAAAUACUGUCAUCUGAGACCAGAGCUCACACACGGCAUUAUUUGCGCUUCUCCAUCCAAAUUCCGAGGCGAUGACCUGAUGCUGAUCGACCACACAGAGAUCCAUUGCGAGCACAGUCAGAUGUACGCCGAAGUACGGCUAAUGCGACUCUUCCUUAUAGUAUUUGUGUCGUUCACACUGUUCUUCAUUGCACUGGUAUUUGUAUUGUUCAUCAAACGCGAUGUCUUCAUGAAAUGGUGGUCCAAUCGGCGCCGGGGAACGGGAGCUAUAUAUUAUGUCAAAGCACACUCCAAUCCUAUUGAACCGGAAUUUUAAGGUGGCGGUAGGGGAGAGGGGGGCUUCCUAUCGCCUACUUGUAUGAAUGUGUGUCCCGGUUAUCAGUUGGCGCUUAUCAUAUAAUAUUAUUUAGUCAAUUACUUAGUCAUUGUCACUACAAUAAUUCAAUCAUAAUCAAAAUGUGUCAAAUUUGUCAAAGUUUUUUUUUAA